Papaver somniferum (opium poppy) is the source of this 1982-nucleotide messenger RNA. Its product is annotated as probable anion transporter 5, chloroplastic. The coding region runs from base 105 to 1730 and encodes 541 amino acids. Gene Ontology annotation, biological process: transmembrane transport. Lineage: Eukaryota; Viridiplantae; Streptophyta; Magnoliopsida; Ranunculales; Papaveraceae. The transcript is spliced from 15 exons. The record is from RefSeq and is a predicted model, not a curated record. Gene Ontology annotation, molecular function: transmembrane transporter activity.
CUUGUCAAAUUACACUCUUCUUACACCACAACCACAACUCAAAAGCUUCAUUUCUCCUCCAUUAACACAAAUCAAACCUCACCCUCAUUCUUCAACCUCAGAAAAUGACGAAUUUUACACUUAGAUCAGAAAAAUGGUGUAAAAUUCCACAAUAUCCGAUCUCAAAUUCUCAUUAUCAUCAUCAUCAUCAUCAUAAAUUGCAGAGUAGUAGAUUACAUUUGUUCUCUUUAAACCCUAAUUCCAAACUCAGAAUUAGAAGUGAAAGAAGUAGUGGUGUUAAAACCGGGUUACGAGUUAGUGAGUCAGAUAAAACUAAGUCGAUUACGCCUUCUUCGGGAGAAGAAAUUCAAUUAGUUGGAGAUGACAAUAAAAAUGGUGGUGGAAGUGGUGGUGGUGAUGAAGGUCUUCAUUUAAAAUGGCCUCCAUGGAAAGAUCUUCCAUUAAGAUAUAAGCUUAUUGGAACCACUUCUCUUGCUUUUGUUAUCUGUAAUAUGGAUAAGGUGAAUUUGAGUAUUGCCAUUAUACCAAUGUCACAUCAAUUCGGAUGGAAUUCGUCUACGGCUGGAUUGGUUCAAUCAUCUUUCUUUUGGGGUUAUGCAUUAAGUCAACUACCAGGUGGGUGGCUCGCAAAGUUAUUCGGUGGAAGGAAAGUUCUCGAGGUCGGAGUUUUAAUGUGGUCUUUGGCUACCAUCUGUGUUCCUUUUGCAGCAGGAUUUAUGCCCGCACUUGUCUUGUCUAGGAUUUUGGUUGGGAUAGGAGAGGGUGUUUCUCCAUCUGCUGCAACUGAUCUUAUUGCCAGGUCGAUACCAACAGAAGAACGCUCAAGAGCAGUUGCAUUUGUUUUUGGUGGUUUGAGUGUAGGUAGUGUUGCAGGGCUUAUCUUGGCCCCUCCCCUUAUCCAAACUUAUGGCUGGGAAUCUGUCUUUUACUUAUUUGGAUUUUUUGGAGUAGUCUGGUGCUUCGGAUUUCAGUUUAUCGAGGGGCAGUCAGCAUUUGCGGUUGAAAACAUAACAAGAACGCCCCAGAGUAUUGCUAGUGGCCCUGUGACAUCUAACUCCAGCACAAAAUCAUGGAAAGAUGUGGGCAGCUCACUAAAGGAUGUACCUUGGAAGUCGUUUUUUAAAAGCGAGGCAGUAUGGGCAAUGACAUAUGCUCAUUUUUGUGGAAGUUGGGGACAUUAUACUUGUUUAUCUUGGCUUCCGACUUAUUUUAGUGAGGAGCUGGAUUUGAAUUUGACUGAAGCUGCAUGGGUUUCUGUCCUUCCUCCCCUGGCUUCAAUUCUUGUUACUAGCGUUGCAUCACAAGUUGCUGACAAUUUAAUAUCCUCUGGGGUUGAAACAACAACGGUGCGGAAAAUUUGCCAAACAAUUGCGUUUUUGUCUCCUGCACUUUGUAUGACUCUUUCCUCUGUGGAUCUUGGGUUGCCUCCUUGGGAAGUGGUGGCGAUUCUCACUAGUGGCUUAGCACUAUCAAGCUUUGCUUUAUCAGGGCUUUAUUGCACCCAUCAGGACAUUUCUCCAGAAUAUGCAAGUAUACUUCUGGGUAUUACCAACACGGUUGGUGCAGUACCUGGAAUUGUUGGUGUUGCGUUGACGGGCUAUCUUCUUGAUUCAACGCAUUCAUGGAGUAUGUCAUUAUUUGCUCCGUCGAUCUUCUUCUACUUGACCGGUACUGCUGUGUGGUUAAAAUAUGCAAGCAGCAAGCCUCAAAAGUUCUCCAAGAGCGAUUGACCCAGUUUUAUUAACUUCGGGCAUUCGCUAUAUAUAAUUUUGAUUGUUGAUUCAUAGCACUACGGUGACUAUGACUGUUAUGUUGUAUAUCGACCCAUUGUUCAAAUUGAGAGUUGUAUAUAAAGCACAGAUCCACAUGUAAAUUCUUUAGAAAAGUAAUCGGAGCUGUGGAAGGUUGUAAUACCAGUAGUAUAUUAUUUACACUGUUGAUAGCUAUUCGGCAAUAUCGAUUAAACAAAAGAUCAAAAACAU